Messenger RNA from Candidozyma auris, 984 nucleotides. Its product is annotated as methylenetetrahydrofolate dehydrogenase (NAD(+)). Gene Ontology annotation, cellular component: cytosol. Gene Ontology annotation, biological process: purine nucleobase biosynthetic process. The coding region runs from base 1 to 984 and encodes 327 amino acids. Lineage: Eukaryota; Fungi; Ascomycota; Pichiomycetes; Serinales; Metschnikowiaceae. The transcript has a single exon. The record is from RefSeq and is a predicted model, not a curated record. Gene Ontology annotation, molecular function: methylenetetrahydrofolate dehydrogenase (NAD+) activity; methylenetetrahydrofolate dehydrogenase (NADP+) activity.
AUGGCUCAACCAGCGGGAAGAACUAUUUUGGCGUCCACCAUCGCCAAACAAUAUGUCAAUGAGAUCACCUCUCAAGUGAAAGCGCUCAACUUCAAACCCAAGUUGGUUGGUUUUUUAGCCAACGAUGACUCUGCUGCUGAGAUGUAUGCUAAUUGGUCGGCGAAAACAUGUGAACUGAUGGGUUUUGACUAUGAGUUGAGAAGACGGGCAAAAAACGAUCUUGAAAGUGCCUUAAUCCAGGCUAACAAUGAUGAUAGCGUUAACGGAAUCAUGGUGUACUUCCCAAUCUUUGGAGACAAGCAGGAUCAGUACCUCCAACAGCUCAUAUCGACAGAGAAGGACGUGGAAGGACUCAAUUUCUUGUACUACCACAACUUGUACCACAAUAUCAGAUUUUUGGACCCACCUACAAAUGAGCAGAAGUCCAUCUUGCCUUGCACGCCAUUGGCCAUGGUGAAGAUAUUGGAGUAUUUGGGUGUCUACAACAAGCACCUUCAUUACGGGAACAGGCUUUAUGGCAAGAAGGUGUUGGUGGUCAAUCGAUCGGAGAUCGUGGGAAGACCAUUGGCUGCGCUUUUGGCCAAUGACGGUGCUACUGUGUACUCUCUUGAUAUCAACAACAUGCAGCAGUUUACUAGAGGAGACGAUCUUCUGAUGCAGAGACACAAGGUGAUUGACUUAGACCAGAGCGAAUACACUUUGGAAAAAGUUGCUCCGCAGUGUGACGUAAUCAUCACAGGUGUUCCAUCAGAAAGCUACAAGUUUCCGACAGAGUUGGUGUCUAACGGAGCAGUGGUAAUCAACUUUGCCAGUGCCAAAAACUUCAACGAUGAUGUGAAGCAAAAGGCCGGGCUCUACGUGCCAUCAAUUGGUAAAGUGACCAUUGCCAUGCUCCUAAGAAACUUGCUUCGUUUGAUUAACAACAAGAAGAUACGCACUGAGAAGGCCAAGGGUGAAACCGGUGCCACCGAUUCUUCGACUUAG